Molecule: messenger RNA, 1201 nt
Organism: Hordeum vulgare subsp. vulgare (domesticated barley)
Lineage: Eukaryota; Viridiplantae; Streptophyta; Magnoliopsida; Poales; Poaceae
Product: probable NAD(P)H dehydrogenase (quinone) FQR1-like 1
Exons: 2
Coding region: 90-1067 (325 amino acids)
Molecular function (GO): FMN binding; NAD(P)H dehydrogenase (quinone) activity
Source: RefSeq, a predicted model, not a curated record
CACCCGUGGGUUUGUUUAUAGGUUCGGAUCGGGUCGCGCGAAGCCCACCGGGAGUAUCAGUUGGGCCUCAUACGAUCCACUGGGCUUUCAUGCAGAGUCCAGCUCGCGUACUUUACGACCCGCACGGGCCGGCGGACGCAGCGGUGUUCGUUGGCCGCGAUCGCGCGUGCUGCUCGUACGUGUCGUGUCAGAGUGAAGCCAGUGACCGGCGUCGCUCCCCUCCCCGCCGCGGCAGGCCGGCAGCGAUGGGCAAGGGCGGCGGCUGCCUGCCCAGCAAGAUCCAGCGCCCCCCGGCCCCGCAGCGCCGCGACCGCACCUUCAUCCCGGCCCCGGCAACCACCCCCGCAUCGGAGCCGGCCCCGGCAACCACCGCCGCAUCGGAGCCGGCACCGGCCACCGCCGCGCCGGAGCCGGAGACGGCGCCGGCACCGCAGCCGGUCCGCAUCUACGUCGUGUUCUACUCCACGUACGGGCACGUGCGGCGGCUGGCGCGGGCGGUGCAGCGCGGGGUGGGGUCCGUGCCGGGAGCGCUGGGGAUCCUGCUCCGCGUGCCGGAGACGCUGCCCUGCGCCGUGCUGGCCCGGAUGGGCGCGCUGGAGGCCGCCGCGGAGAUGGACGCGGAGGGGAUCCCCGUGGCGGACCCCGGCGGCCUCCCCGACGCCGACGGGUUCCUCUUCGGCUUCCCCGCGCGGUACGGCGCCAUGGCCGCGCAGAUGCAGGCCUUCUUCGACUCCACCGCGCCGCUCUGCCGUGGCCAGCGCCUCGCCGGCAAGCCCGCCGGCUUCUUCGUCAGCACCGGCACCCAGUGCGGCGGCCAGGAGACCACCGCGUGGACGGCGAUCACGCAGCUGGCACACCACGGCAUGCUGUUUGUGCCCAUCGGGUACACCUUCGGAGAGGGGAUGUUCGAGAUGGAGGAGCUCCGCGGGGGCUCGCCGUACGGAGCCGGGGUGUUCGCCGGCGACGGCUCGAGGCCGCCCACCGAGCUGGAGCUGGCCCUCGCCGAGCACCACGGCAAGUACAUGGCCACGCUGGUCAAGAGGAUGGUGCACGGCGCCGAUGCCUGAUUCAUCAUCUGGUAGAUUCUACUUGGAACCGUUUUUGCUCUGUCGCUGCUGCGCUGGACAGCAUCGUUUUGUACAUAAACAGCAUUUCUAUUUAGCCUAGCUUCAGAAUUCAAUUCAGAUUAUACACUGCAAAA